Molecule: messenger RNA, 1120 nt
Organism: Phycodurus eques (leafy seadragon)
Lineage: Eukaryota; Metazoa; Chordata; Actinopteri; Syngnathiformes; Syngnathidae
Gene: nsmce2
Product: NSE2 (MMS21) homolog, SMC5-SMC6 complex SUMO ligase
Exons: 6
Coding region: 194-904 (236 amino acids)
Biological process (GO): double-strand break repair via homologous recombination; protein sumoylation
Cellular component (GO): nucleus; Smc5-Smc6 complex
Molecular function (GO): SUMO ligase activity; zinc ion binding
Source: RefSeq, a predicted model, not a curated record
CUUUCUCGUCGCUUUUCCGCGGGGAUUUGUUAUCGUAAACUUUGACGCUGAUAAAAAGUUCCACUUGUUCGUACGUUAGAGCGUUAAACCAAGCUUCCGUUACAGCUUAACGCGUUUUAAUGUGUCGUCAACGAACUAUUUGAAAGUGUUGCUAUCGUGAAGUGUUUGAAGUGCAUGUCGCAGCGUCGCGAGUAUGUAUCAAAAUUUUAGCCUCGUGAACAGCACUCUGUCCAGCCUCAAGUCGUGUCAGGCCGACCUCCUCACGGGAAUGGACGUCGUCACCUCCGUGGCCAUGGACCUGGCGGAGGACCUCGAUGGAGAGGGGAACUCUGGCAUCAGUGAAAUGGAGGCCCUCAUGUUGGAAUGUGCCAAGCUCGACCGAGAAAUUGACUGCUUUGUUGACACUGUGCAACAAGCCACAGUGGAGGUGACUGAACAGCAACAAGAGGCCUUGUUUACCAUCAGUUCCAGAGUGAAGAAGAAGUUCACUGAAAAAAUUGCUCAACUAUCUGACACAGAUCUGCAGACUCACCAGAAAAUAGUUGCUUUUAAGGAAAGCAUCAAGAGUUCUCGCAACCGACAUACAAAAAUACUUGCCAGCCAAGAGUCGGCGAACAUGGAGGAGCUGGACGAUGAACUUGCUGUGACGCAGACCCAAGUCAUCUUCACCUGCCCUCUCACCCAGGCGGACAUGGUCAACCCGAUGAAGAAUAAGAAGUGUAACCACCAUUAUGACGAAAACCCUAUCAGAAUCCUCAUUGAAACAAGACGCAGUCAGAAGAAGAAGUGCUGCUGCCCUGUGGUGGGUUGUGGAAACAAAGAUGUGCAAGAGUCAGACCUGGUUCCUGACCACACUCUGAAGAGACAGAUCAUGGACCAAAAGAGACAGAGCAAUGGCACAUAAAACUCCACGCUUUCAUUGGAAAUUUUAUCACAAAGCUAUGAUAUGUUUUUAUUAUUCUUUUGCAAAUUAUUCAUAGAAUCUUUAGAAUUCUUCAUUUCCACCAGAAAUGCAACCGUUAAGCAAUAUUUGCUUGUGUUGAUAAUUUCUUUUGUCCACAUAUUUGUGGCUUUGUAUUUCCGCAGGAGACUGGAUUUGUUCAGCAUUGUUGAAUUGAAA